Molecule: messenger RNA, 1377 nt
Organism: Penicillium alfredii
Lineage: Eukaryota; Fungi; Ascomycota; Eurotiomycetes; Eurotiales; Aspergillaceae
Product: translation elongation factor Tu
Exons: 4
Coding region: 1-1377 (458 amino acids)
Biological process (GO): mitochondrial translational elongation
Cellular component (GO): mitochondrion
Molecular function (GO): GTPase activity; translation elongation factor activity; GTP binding
Source: RefSeq, a predicted model, not a curated record
AUGUCGAGCAUCUCUCGUUCAUUGAACCUCCUGGCGCGCUCCAGCCGGUCGUCCCUGCUGCGCCCGAGUGCUGUCAAUCCCGUCCACCAUGUCUUUGCCAGCAACAAGAUGGCUGCCCGCGGGCUGGCGACUGCCUUUGAGCGUACCAAGCCCCAUGUGAACAUUGGUAAGAUGGGAUCUCACGUGCAAUUUGUUGGUUUCAAUGCUGAUCUCUCCCUUCUAGGUACCAUUGGUCACGUCGAUCACGGCAAGACUACCCUGACUGCUGCGAUCACCAAGCACCAGGCCUCCAAGGGUCUGGCCAGCUUCCUCGAUUACAACGCCAUUGACAAGGCUCCUGAGGAGCGCAAGCGUGGUAUCACCAUCUCGUCCGCCCACAUCGAGUUCCAGACCAACGACCGCCACUAUGCCCACGUCGACUGCCCUGGUCACGCCGAUUACAUUAAGAACAUGAUUACUGGUGCUGCGAACAUGGACGGUGCCAUUGUCGUCGUUGCUGCUUCGGAUGGUCAGAUGCCUCAGACCCGUGAGCACUUGCUGCUUGCCCGUCAGGUCGGUGUCCAGAAGAUUGUCGUGUUCGUCAACAAGGUUGAUGCCGUCGAGGACCCGGAGAUGCUGGAGCUCGUCGAGCUGGAGAUGCGUGAGUUGCUCUCGACCUACGGAUUCGAGGGCGAGGAGACCCCCAUUGUUUUCGGCUCUGCCCUCUGCGCCCUGGAGCAGCGCCGCCCUGAGAUCGGUGCCGAGAAGAUUGACGAGCUGAUGAACGCCGUCGACACCUGGAUCCCCACCCCCGAGCGUGACAUGGACAAGCCCUUCCUCAUGUCCAUUGAAGAGGUUUUCUCCAUCCCCGGUCGUGGUACCGUGGUCUCUGGCCGUGUCGAGCGUGGUCUCCUCAAGAAGGAUACCGAGGUUGAGAUUGUCGGUGGAUCCACCGCCCCCAUCAAGACCAAGGUCACCGACAUUGAGACCUUCAAGAAGACCUGUGACGAGUCGCGUGCCGGUGACAACUCGGGUCUCCUGCUCCGUGGUAUCCGCCGCGAGGACAUCCGCCGCGGCAUGGUUGUUGCCGCUCCUGGAUCCACUAAGGCCACCAACAAGUUCCUGGUGUCCAUGUACGUCCUGACUGAGGCUGAGGGUGGUCGCCGUACUGGUUUCGGCCACAACUACCGCCCCCAGGUCUACCUCCGCACUGCUGACGAGCCUGGUGACCUCACCUUCCCCGACGGCGACGCCUCCCGCCGUGUCCAGCCCGGUGACAACGUCGAGAUGAUCCUCGAGACCCACCGCCCUGUCGCUGCCGAAGCCGGUCAGCGCUUCAACAUCCGUGAGGGUGGUCGCACCGUCGCUACCGGUCUGGUCACCCGCGUCAUGACCUAA